Molecule: messenger RNA, 760 nt
Organism: Drosophila nasuta
Lineage: Eukaryota; Metazoa; Arthropoda; Insecta; Diptera; Drosophilidae
Gene: ATPsyndelta
Product: ATP synthase, delta subunit
Exons: 4
Coding region: 134-607 (157 amino acids)
Biological process (GO): proton motive force-driven ATP synthesis
Molecular function (GO): proton-transporting ATP synthase activity, rotational mechanism
Source: RefSeq, a predicted model, not a curated record
UAACGCGAAAUAGUGUUUGGAUUUUGCAACACUAGCAAACAGCGGCGCUGCUAAUAACGACGGCUGAGCGGAGAGACUGCAUAAGUAUUCUUUAUUUUCGCCACACUCCAAAAUAAUUUAAAGCACACACAAGAUGUCGUUUGUGAAGAAUGCUCGCCUGUUGGCCGCCCGCGGCGCUCGUUUGGCCCAGAAUCGUUCGUACUCCGAUGAGAUGAAAUUGACUUUUGCUGCCGCUAACAAAACGUUCUACGAUGCCGCCGUCGUUCGUCAAAUCGAUGUGCCAUCGUUUAGCGGCGCCUUUGGCAUUCUGGCCAAGCAUGUGCCCACCCUGGCUGUGCUCAAACCCGGCGUCGUCCAGGUGACCGACAACGAGGGCAAGCUGACCAAGUACUUUGUGUCCAGCGGCUCUGUGACCGUCAACGAGGAUUCCUCUGUGCAGGUGCUCGCCGAGGAGGCUCACAAUGUGGCCGACAUCGAUGUGAAUGAGGCCAGACAGCUGCUUUCCAAAUACCAAUCAGAGCUCAGCUCAGCUGCCAGCGAUAAGGCCAAGGCGGAAGCUGCCAUCGCCAUCGAAGUUGCUGAGGCGCUUGUCAAAGCUGCCGAAUAAAAACAAAACAACCAACCCUAUAAACAAUUAACAUAACAACAAACAACCUUACACCAACAACAACAACAUCUGCUUACAAUUGUGUUUAAUAUAAUUAAAACAUAACAGCAUUGUUAUGAAACAAUAAAAACAAAAGCGAAUGAAUAUAUGUAA